Sphenostylis stenocarpa is the source of this 894-nucleotide messenger RNA. Lineage: Eukaryota; Viridiplantae; Streptophyta; Magnoliopsida; Fabales; Fabaceae. The record is from the annotation of a GenBank genome assembly.
AUGGGAGCAUGGAAUUUGGUAAUUGACCCGAAACGAGCAUUCCGGCAACGGCGAGCUAUGGCCACCGGAGGCGACGGUGACACCUCCAAGCAGGAGCUCUUCCACCUCAUCAAACGCUUCGGAGCUUAUGUUACAUUCAAGAUCUCCAAUUUUUUCCCUCUCUCUCUCCACAACCUCGAUAUACGCUCUAUUGGGGCAGUUGCUGGUCUUGCUGUUGCAAUUGUUUUCACAUGGAGGCUGUUGAGAUCUCCUUCUGGGUCUCAGCGGAGGCAGCAAAAACGGCAAGGCGCUUCAUCUAGUAAUCCUGGAGUCUCUACGCAUUCGAAUGUGUCGGUGGUUCCUUCAGAUGCUUGUUCACCCUCAGAUGAUUCAAGGGCACAAAAUGUUGUUGAUGAGUUCUUCCAGCCAGUCAAGCCAACCUUGGGCCAGAUAGUUAGGCAGAAGUUGAGUGAAGGAAGAAAGGUAACUUGUCGUCUUCUUGGAGUGAUCCUUGAGGAAAGUAGUCCAGAAGAACUGCAGAAACAAGCUACUGUGAGAUCCUCUGUGCUAGAAGUAUUAUUGGAAGUAACAAAAUUUUGUGAUUUAUAUCUCAUGGAACGAGUUCUGGAUGAUGAAAGUGAGAAAAGAGUUCUUGUAGCAUUGGAAGAAGCAGGGGUAUUCACUUCAGGUGGUUUGGUCAAGGACAAGGUUUUGUUCUGCAGCACAGAGAAUGGACGGUCAUCAUUUGUUAGGCAAUUGGAACCUGACUGGCAUAUUGAUUCAAAUUCUGAAAUUGUCUCUCAAUUAGCUAGGUUUAUCAAGUAUCAACUUCAUGUAUCUCCUUAUAAAGCCGAAAGAACUGCUGCAAAUGUGUUCAGUGCUCCAUCUCUGGAACAGUUCUUUGGAUCCAUAUGA